AUGCGUUACUUCAUUGCCGCCUCUGUCCUGGCCGCAGGAGCCCUUGCUCAGUCCGCCACCGACUACCUCAAGUGUGCUAGCGCCACCUUUGGCUCAGCCGAUGUCUCCGCCUUCAAAGACUGCGAUGGCAAGUCCGCCCAAGAGUGCAUCUGUGGCAACAAGGACGCACUGUCCACUCUAAGCGACUCCGCCGUCAGCGCGUGCGACGGCGUCGAUAUCACCUCCCUCACAGACUCCCUCUGCGGCAGCUCCCGCGAAGCCGCACCAGCCCGCCACGCCUCCAAGCCCAUGGAGCUAGCAGACAACAUGAAGCGCGCCUUCGCUCCCCAGGUCGAAGCCAACUCUGCUGCCCCCGCUGUACCCCGCGUCGUCUAUGUCACCGAGACCAAGACCGACUGCAGCUGCAAGAGCACCCCCGCGCCUAACGCGCACAUGGCGCACAUCUCCCAGAUCCCAGUCGAUGUCCCUGCUAGCUCCAGCUCCAUGUUCGGUAUGGCUGCUGCGUCUACACCCGCUAGAUACUCGCACGGUCUGAUGGGCGCCGCUACUUCCUCUGUUCUCUUUGGCUCGCAGGCUUCCGCUGCUACUCCUUCGCCCUCUGGUGCUGAUGCUCACCGUUUCUCGGCGUUCCAGGGAGCUGCUGCUCCUGGUGCCUCUGUGAACACUGGUGCUGCGGCCGUCGGUGUCGCUGCUGUCAUGGCCUUUAUGGCUGCCCUGUAA
Messenger RNA from Penicillium soppii, 720 nucleotides. RefSeq lists its product as uncharacterized. The transcript is spliced from 2 exons. The record is from RefSeq and is a predicted model, not a curated record. Lineage: Eukaryota; Fungi; Ascomycota; Eurotiomycetes; Eurotiales; Aspergillaceae. Bases 1 to 720 code for a protein of 239 amino acids.